AAACAAGAGAAUCGGCUCCAGAAGAGAUGCUCGCCACAGGGCCGCAUCUUCGCAGCCACAAGGCCGCAUCUCCCCUUCUCGCCUCGCACUUCCGCGUCCACUCCUACCAGCGCGAGUCACCAGACAGGCGACGACCCUCUCGCCUGCGUCCUCUCAGGUGCUUUAGCGGGAGCCCUCCACCUGAGGCUGCGGCAGGGGUGUUGGGGGCGAUGGCGGCGGCCGUUGGGGAGAUGGUUUGGGUGCCGAUACUGGGGAAGGGUGUCUUCCGUUUCGACACGUCGGUGGAUGCGCGCGCCGCGGCUGGGCCCAGCCUCUCAUUCGCGGAUCCGCGGCAGCGGGAGGUGCCACGUGAGGAACGGGAUAUCCCUGUGGUCGUGCCGGCGUGCGAGGUGUCGGGGAACGUCCAGAAAGUAGUGAUUAAGCUUCCAUCUGGGACGUCUUUCUAUGGUACAGGAGAAGCAAGUGGCCCAUUUGAACGGACUGGGAAACGCAUUUUUACUUGGAACACGGAUGCAUGGGGUUUUGGGCCAGGAACCACAUCACUAUAUCAAUCACACCCUUGGGUGUUGGCUGUCCUCCCUGAUGGAAAGGCACUUGGUGUCCUUGCUGACACCACAUGUCGUUGUGAGAUUGACUUAAGACAAGAAUGUACUAUAAAGUUUUGUGCCCCAUCUGCUUACCCUGUCAUAACUUUUGGACCAUUUAAUUCUCCAGCUCAAGUUAUGACAUCCUUGUCCCUUGCAAUUGGAACUGUAUCCAUGCCUCCGAAAUGGUCGCUUGGCUAUCAUCAAUGUCGUUGGAGCUAUGAUUCAUGUGAGAAAGUACUCAAGGUUGUUAGAACAUUUAGAGAGAAAGGCAUUCCUUGCGAUGUGGUUUGGAUGGAUAUUGACUAUAUGGACGGUUUUAGGUGCUUUACAUUUGAUGGUAACCGUUUCCCUGAUCCGAAAUCUAUGGUUGAUGACCUCCAUUCAACUGGUUGCAAAUCAAUCUGGAUGCUUGACCCAGGAAUCAAGAAAGAAAAGGGAUACUUUGUAUUUGAAAGUGGCUCUGAAAAUGAUGUUUGGAUUAGAAAGGCAGAUGGCAGCCCAUUCAUUGGGGAGGUAUGGCCUGGUGAUUGUGUUUUCCCUGAUUUUACAUGUGGAAGAACACGCACAUGGUGGGCUAGUUUGGUAAGGGAUUUCAUUGCCAAUGGCGUGGAUGGAAUAUGGAAUGAUAUGAAUGAGCCUGCUGUCUUCAAAACUACUACAAAAACAAUGCCCGAAAGCAAUAUACAUCGAGGAGAUGCAAAUAUUGGUGGUGUCCAGAAUCAUUCUUACUACCACAAUGUCUAUGGAAUGCUAAUGGCAAGAUCUACUUAUGAAGGAAUGGCGAUGUCUAAUACAGAUAAACGACCAUUUGUUCUUACAAGAGCUGGUUUUAUAGGAAGCCAGCGAUACGCUGCAACAUGGACUGGUGAUAAUCUGUCAACUUGGGAGCAUUUGCACAUGAGUAUACCAAUGGUUCUUCAGUUGGGUCUCAGUGGUCAGCCAUUGUCGGGCCCUGAUAUUGGUGGGUUUGCUGGAAAUGCUACUCCAAGACUUUUUGGAAGAUGGAUGGGUGUCGGUUCGCUGUUUCCAUUUUCACGUGGCCAUUCCGAGACUGGCAGCGUUGACCAUGAGCCAUGGUCCUUUGGCGAAGAGUGCGAGGAAGUUUGUCGUCUUGCGCUGCUAAGACGGUACCGGCUACUGCCGCACAUCUACACUCUGUUUUACCUUUCACAUAAGAAGGGUGCUCCAGUUGCUGCUCCACUUUUCUUUGCUGACCCACAAGACCCAGAACUGAGGAAAAUAGAGACUUCCUUUCUCCUGGGACCACUUUUAGUCUGUGCAAGCACAUUACCUAAUAAAGGAGCUCAUGAAUGUGCCCAUAAGUUGCCGAAGGGCGUUUGGUCACCAUUCGAUUUUGAAGAUUCACACCCUGAUCUGCCGGUGAUGUAUUUACAAGGUGGAGCAAUACUUCCAGUAGGACUUCCUAUUAAGCAUGUUGGUGAAGGAAGUCUAGAAGAUGACUUAUCACUAAUUGUUUCACUGGACGAAAAUGGUAGAGCUGAAGGUGUUCUAUUUGAAGAUGCUGGGGACGGAUAUGAUUUCACACAAGGGAGGUAUCUCUUGACAUAUUAUGUUGCUGAAGUCUGCUCAGCAGUGGUUUCUGUGAAAGUUCGAAAGACUGAAGGAUCUUGGAUGAGACCAAAACGCAACUUGAACAUAAGUAUAUUACUUGGUGGAGGUGCUAUGAUAAGUUCACGCGGUGUUGAUGGAGAAGAACUACAUCUUACAAUGCCUUCUGACUCUGAAGUGUCCAGCUUAGUUGCAACAAGUGAACUUGAGCUCAAGAAACGUUUGGAGAUGAUCCGGCCUAUACCUGAUAUUGAUGAGCCGUCAGGACAGGAAGGUGCCGAGCUCUCAAAAAUACCUAUUGAUUUGAAGAGUGGGGAUUGGUUGCUUAAAGUUGUACCGUGGAUUGGCGGUCGUAUUAUUUCGAUGACACAUCUUCCUACUGAUUCCCAGUGGCUUCAUAGCAGGAUUGAAAUCAAUGGUUAUGAAGAAUACAGUGGGACUGAAUAUAGGUCUGCUGGCUGCACUGAAGAGUAUAAAGUCAUUAGGAGGUAUCUUGAGCAAUCAGGAGAGGGGGAAUCUGUUUGUUUGGAAGGAGAUAUUGGGGGUGGUCUACUUCUUCAGCGCCACAUAUCCAUUAUGCAAGACAACCCAAAGAUUGUACAGAUUGACUCGACCAUUCUAGCAAGAAGUGUUGGAGCUGGUUCUGGUGGGUUUUCAAGGUUGGUCUGUUUGCGAGUUCAUCCUACUUUCACUCUUCUGCAUCCAACUGAGGUGGUUGUUGCUUUUACGGCCAUCAGUGGUUUAGAGCAAGAGAUAUUCCCAGACUCUGGAGAAGUAACAUUAGAGGGAGACCUGCUACCAAAUGGGGAAUGGAUGCUAGUGGACAAAUGUGCAGGGUUGAGUUUGGUAAAUCGUUUUGAUCCUAGCAUGGUUCGCAAAUGUUCAGUGCACUGGGGAACAGGUGAUAUCAACAUGGAGCUUUGGUCAGAGGAAAGGCCAGUUUCUAAGGACACGCCGUUGAGGAUUUGCCACCAGUAUGAGCUGAGACAGACAUGCUAAAUCAUACCUUGAGAAGUUGAGAUGUUUCUGGAUGCAUGUGGUUUUAUGCACCUGAGACUCAUUUCUACUUUUGUGUCAUGUUCUCUGGACAUAGCAGCAAAUGAUUAUAAAACUACCGAAUGUUCUUUUCAUGGUUGGAAUUUUAUGGAGAAAAACAGUCUGAUGUUAAAACAUACGAGUAUUUUGAUAAUUUCUUAGUACUAGUGAGCUUGCA
Molecule: messenger RNA, 3369 nt
Organism: Brachypodium distachyon (stiff brome)
Lineage: Eukaryota; Viridiplantae; Streptophyta; Magnoliopsida; Poales; Poaceae
Product: alpha-glucosidase 2
Exons: 23
Coding region: 27-3155 (1042 amino acids)
Biological process (GO): carbohydrate metabolic process
Molecular function (GO): carbohydrate binding; hydrolase activity, hydrolyzing O-glycosyl compounds
Source: RefSeq, a predicted model, not a curated record